Molecule: messenger RNA, 1266 nt
Organism: Porites evermanni
Lineage: Eukaryota; Metazoa; Cnidaria; Anthozoa; Scleractinia; Poritidae
Source: the annotation of a GenBank genome assembly
AUGAGGUCUUCCGACUAUAAGAUCCACCGUCCUGAGAGCCGUAAUUUUAGCGGGUGCAUUGAAGACCUUACAUUCCGUGGUGCAAACCUGAUCAGAAAGGCUGAAACCAAACGUCCAGAGGUCAGUGUGUACGGGAAUGUGGCAUUUAAGUGCGAGGAACUCGAUUAUAGGGUAGUAACACUUCCGAUUCCGAACACAGGCUUUCGAGUGACUGUACGUAAGUUACACGCAGACAACGACACAUUUUCAACGAGUUUUUACUUUCGUACAUACAUCAAAGAAGGCCUUCUGUUGUCGCGAAGCGCGAUUAAGGUGAAGUUAAAUUUGCGAUUGUCACAUGGCACUUUGAUUUAUAAUCUUAUGGCUCCAGACGGCUCAAGGACAACAUUAAAACUGGGUUCUGAACUUGACGAUGGAGAAUGGCAUAAAGUCAACGCUAGUGUCAGAGGGCAAGAAGUUCGCUUGCAACUCGACGAGAAAAUCCGGACAGAACCUUUGAACCAAUCACGGCCUUUAAUGCUGGACUUCGCAAAUAAAGCUCGCCUGAAAAUAUUUCUUGGUGCCUUUGAAGAGAGAGAUUUUCCCGGUUUCGUUGGGUGCGUUUACAACUUACAGAUAGACAGUCAUAGGAUUAAAGUGAAUAAUCUCAAAAAACGCGGCAAACACACUAAUAUAAAUUUGCGAAACACUUGCCGCUUACAGAAUCGCUGCCAGCCGAAUCCGUGUAAAAACCGAGGCAUAUGUACACAGACUUGGGACAGGUUUUACUGUAAUUGUAAAUACACCGUAUUUGAAGGGGAACGAUGCGAUAUUUCCAUUUACGAGGCCACAUGCGAAUAUUACAAAGCCAUGGGGUUGGAGAAAAGUGCUUUGUGUUUGCUUGACUCAGUAGGUGGUGGAACGCCAUAUACAGCAUAUUGUAAUUUAACCCGGGAUGCCGCAAAAACGACAAUACGUCACGAUAAAAUGACUAAAACGAGAGUAGGAGAUGGGAUUAUGAAAGGAUCUGCUUAUCUUAAUGAAAUAACGUACUCCAUUGGCAUGGAACAAAUUGAACAACUAAUUAGGAAAAGCAGGCAAUGUCGCCAACAUGUUAGGUUUCAUUGCUUCUUUUCUGAGCUUCUAAAUUCGCCCAAUGGGCCUCCUCACGCCUCGUGGCUGUCACGUGACUCGGGGAGACAAAACUAUUGGGGCGGAGCUGAACCCGGAAGUGAAAAAUGCGCAUGCGGAAUGGAUGUCCCGCCAACUUGUAAGAGUCCCUCUUAA